UAUUAUUUUGAUUCUCAGCUGGCAUUGCGUUUGCGCUGUAAACAUGCGCCGUCAGUAUCGAUUGAAGAAUGGAUAAAUUUGUUUGUGCAUAUCACGACAAGUUCCAAGCGUUUGCCUGCCAGCAGCAGUUGUGAAAAGUCACUUUUGUAGCCGUUGUGUGCCGCAGAGAAGCAGUACAGCAAAUAAUUAACAAUAUUGGAAUCAAUAAUGCAUUGCGUUUUUCUAGCGAUUUACUUGAGUUUAGCUGUUACGACUUGCAGUGGUACUGGACUUAGUGGUCCGUACCUCUUUUGGGGUCAUCAGAGUGUCAUUAAUUUGCAACCACGCGCUCUUGUCGAGGCCAGCGAAGAAGAUCUGACCAAUUUAUUUCAGGACACUAAGGCCAUUGUGGUUUUUGUGCGAAAUACAACUGGACGCAUUGAUGGCAAGGCAUAUCCCAGAUUUCAGCAAGUGGUGAAGUCAAACGCUUGGACAUAUUUACCACAACAUUUUCUUAAAGCGGAACCCUUUAACUACAAUGCCAAUAUAGAGGUCAUUAAUCUAAGCGGCAAUGCUGAAGAAGAAGAUGAAUCAAUUGUUUCUGGCUAUAAUGAUGCGCUUACCAUUUACGGCGAAGGAGAGGUAUUGGGCAUAUUAGCGAGUCGCGAAGAUGACACACAUUACAUUUCUAAAAGAGACGCUAAAGAACGUGAAGAACGCACAGAAGAAGAACGUGGGGCAACAACGACUUCUCAGACACCAACCGCUGAUGAGGAAGACAAAACUUUCAUUUACGUAGCACUUGGCGACAAAGCGGUGCUUUAUGUAACCUCAGCUCCAGUAAUUAAUAUCACCGGCAGAUUAAACGACACCAAGCUUAUUUCGCAUAACAAGGAUGUUACUUUUGAUGAUCAAAAGGGUAAAGGAUAUGGGCGUCUCAAUAUUAUAUUCUCGGUGGAGACACAGAAAUUAUUCUUGCGCUUCAAUUUUACAUUGAGUCGUGGUUACUGGUACAUGAAGGCUGUUGAAGUGGAGUACAAUGAUUACAAAUCGGUGCUACCGGUUGUGGGUACAAUUUAUAGCAUUCCGUCGGCACCAAUUGGUUUUUCAUACCGCUGCUCCUCGCGCAGUUUACAAUUUGGCAAUGACAGCGACAGUCUCGUCAUAAAUGACUUUCAGGUGCAACCCUGGUUGAAUGGUGUGCCACAUUUUGGCGAUGUUUACGAUUGUGUUGGCUUUACAACUGCUCCUAUUUGGGCUGGCAUUUUGGUAACACUAUUCUUGAUUGGCAUUUUGUCACUGGGACUGAUUGCAUUGAUGGAUAUUAAAACACCAAAUCGAUUUGAGAGUUCACGCAGCAAGCAAUUAUCACUCUUUAUACAGGAGUAAAUAAAUAUUAUAGCUUUAAGUUUAAGUCCACUCUUCUGUGGUUACUUAAAUUGUCGCUAUUAAGAGUUCGAUAUAUUAAGUAAUCAAAUGUGUAAGUAAUUUUGGUUGGAAAUGUUCAUACUAAUUACCUACGGCAUAGCAAAUCCUUUUGUGCUCCUGACAUUGGCUAUAGAAUUUUUUCUCAUACAUUUAUUAUUUAUUUUAAUUGUUAUGUAUGUUUAUAUCUUAUUAUUAUAUUAACCCUUAAAUGACUAUAAUGUUAUGAUGUUUAUUAGCCAACAAUAUCUGGUUAAAGUAUAUAUGAAUAUAGGUAGUUAUGUGAAUAUCCAAAAUAAAUACACAUCAUUCAAAAAAAAUAUUCGUAUAUGUACUUUAUGUAUGUGGAUCUACUUAUAUUUGAAAAAUGCUGGGUAACAUUUCUGCAACGCUUGAGAAACUGUUACAUAAGUUAGGUAUAGCGAGAAAACUGAUAAAAAAGUUUAAUCUGUAGUAUAUUCUUCUCGUUCAAUGUUUGUUCGCUAAUAUUUAAGUCCAUAUAGGUAAUUUAUUACAGUAUGGAGUGAUAUUUUUUAUGGAUCAAAGAAUAUGUAUUGAAUUUUGCGUUAAAAAUUAAAUAAAGUUCUCCAAGCCACUUGAAA
This is a messenger RNA of Bactrocera oleae (olive fruit fly), 2006 nucleotides long. It is a transcript of the gene VhaAC45RP, whose product is annotated as VhaAC45-related protein. The record is from RefSeq and is a predicted model, not a curated record. Lineage: Eukaryota; Metazoa; Arthropoda; Insecta; Diptera; Tephritidae.